CACACUUUCCUUAUUUAUACGCAUUGGAUCUGGAAUAUGGAGUUAUAGCAUCAGGAAUAGGAAUACCACACUGUGAAGUCGGUCUUAACUGGGACGGUUACAAACUGAGUCAAAUUAAUCGCUCACUUUACCUACCGUCAAGGUAUUGACAGUGAGACCAUUUCAAAAGAGGAGAGGAACAGGAUAGUAACUGCGGUCUGAAGCCAUGGCAACCAGUAAGCCAAAGGGGCAGAACUCACUUGCUCUUCACAAAGUGAUCAUGGUGGGGAGUGGCGGUGUGGGCAAGUCAGCUCUUACACUCCAAUUUAUGUAUGACGAGUUUGUAGAAGACUAUGAGCCUACCAAGGCGGACAGCUACAGGAAGAAAGUGGUUCUUGAUGGGGAGGAAGUCCAAAUUGAUAUCCUGGAUACGGCUGGACAGGAGGAUUAUGCUGCUAUCCGAGAUAACUACUUCCGCAGUGGCGAGGGUUUUCUCUGUGUAUUUUCUAUCACAGAGCCAGAGUCCUUUGCUUCCACUGCUGAGUUUAGAGAACAGAUCCUACGAGUUAAAGAGGAAGAAAAUGUUCCCUUUCUUCUUGUUGGCAACAAGUCUGAUCUGGAAGACCGGCGGCAGGUGGGCGUGGAAGAGGCCAAAGCUCGAGCGGAGCAAUGGGGAGUCAGCUAUGUUGAGACUUCCGCCAAAACCCGUGCCAACGUCGAUAAGGUGUUCUUUGAUCUAAUGCGAGAAAUCAGAGCAAGAAAAAUGGAGGACAGCAAAGAGAAAAACGGGAAGAAGAAGCAGAAAAGUUUGGCCAAAAGAAUUCGAGAGAGAUGUUGCAUUUUGUAGUGACUGGGCCAGACUACACUACGCUGCUUUCCGCUUUCUAACAAUUCAUCUGGUCUCAUCACUCCCUAUGGACAACCAAGGCCAUCACUGAACUGUUUGAGCCUUUUGUGCCAUCAGACAGAUUGGAAGUACAAGGUGCGGCAUCAGGUAGACAUACGCUUAAGCAAACAGUGGGAUAACAAAAUGAACAUUUAAUAACAAAAAAAAAAAAAUGGAUCAAAUCUCAAGACAUCAAAAGGGUUUCUUAGCUGUAAAAUAUUUUCAGGUUGGCAUUGACAGUAGAAGCACUAAAUCACGUGGAUUAUCUUAUCCAAGUGACCUGGUGACCAUAGCACUACGAUUAGCUUCCUUUCACUGAUAAAUUCAUAAAUCUCUCUAUGAUCAGAUCUAA
Messenger RNA from Chanos chanos (milkfish), 1217 nucleotides. Its product is annotated as ras-related protein Ral-A-like. The record is from RefSeq and is a predicted model, not a curated record. Gene Ontology annotation, cellular component: membrane. NCBI's taxonomy places the organism in Eukaryota, Metazoa, Chordata, Actinopteri, Gonorynchiformes, Chanidae. The transcript is spliced from 5 exons. Gene Ontology annotation, biological process: signal transduction. The coding region runs from base 206 to 826 and encodes 206 amino acids. Gene Ontology annotation, molecular function: GTP binding; GTPase activity.